Messenger RNA from Monodelphis domestica (gray short-tailed opossum), 1003 nucleotides. Lineage: Eukaryota; Metazoa; Chordata; Mammalia; Didelphimorphia; Didelphidae. The record is from RefSeq and is a predicted model, not a curated record.
ACCAAGUAGCCAUUUUAAGGUGCUCUUGGGCUGAAAUAGGCAAUGAGAACGAGGUAGCCAUUUUGAGACACUCGUGGACUAGAGAGUCGGUGAUAACCAAUUUGCCUUUUUGCGGCACUUGUGGGCCAGGGAGUCACUAAGAGCCAGGUAACCACUGUGAGGCACUCGUGGACCAGAGAAUUAGUGAGAACCAGUUCGGGUGAAGGAAUCACCAUUUCCAAAGGACCGGAGAUCUCCAUCUACUUGUCAAGAACAAGAAGAUAAACAACAAAAGCAGAAAAUGAGUGAAAUAGGAGACAUAGAGGCCAAUGCCAAGGAAAAUCCACAGAAUUCUCCUGAAGUGGCUGAAGUAGCUGAUGAAGGCCAGGAGAUGGCUCAGGUAGAGGAAGACAUGAGAUCUGAAGUGCCAAGACAUGUCAUUGCCUGGUUGAAGGAUACAAUUGAUGAAUUUGAGCAAGAAUUGAAAUUAGUGAAAAAAUGCCAUGAGAAAAUUAAAAAAGAGCUAACAGAAAUUAAAGAAUCCCGUGAAGAAUUGAUCCUUGAAUUUGAAGAUGCAAAGAAUGACCAUGAAGAGCUUAAGUCAAAGAUGACUGAUAUGGAAUACAGAAUUGAAAAUCUGCAAGAAUUAAUGGAUACUGCCAAUGGAAGACUUACUGCCAUGGAAACCAAGAUCAUUGAAAACAUAUUAGAGGUGGAAAAACAAGCUGAAAAAACAACCGGGCUGCUGAAAGAGUUGGAGAACAUUCAACAUCAGGUGGAUGGCCUAGAAGCUGAAGCAAUACAUGGUAUUAAUUAACAUUGGAAAAGUUCAAAGAAAUUUGUUUGGCCAUGUUUUUCUUUAGAUUAGUAAAUGCCUAUCAGAAACAGCCUCUUGGGAUUCAAAGUUAGUUUAGAGUUAGUUCAUCUUCUACCAAAUGUUCUAAGGACUUCCGUUUUCUGGCCAACGAGUGAAUGACAAUGUCAUAUUUUCUCUUGUAGUAUUGAAAAAAUUAAAAAAAUUGAU